UGGGGGGGCCUUUUCCUCACCGCAGUGGCUGUUCUCGUCCCGGCACUCACAGCUCGGCUCUUCGGAGAGGGACAGGGCAGAGCAACCGGCUCGAGAUACUCCAGACUUGCAGAUCACCUUUGGGAUGACCACAUUCCCCUCUGGCUCGGCUUGACUUUGAGAGGAUGAUAUCUGUCACCGUUUGCAGGAUAUUCUGAAGUCUGCACGCAAACCUAAGCUUUUGGAGCAGCACUGGUUGGCUUGGAGGACCCGGCGCUCAGCAGGCUACAGGGAACAUCCCAUCCCACCCCUGAUCAGGCUCUCCGGCCCCGAGACUGGAUUCUGACUGGAUUCACCCUAUCCAACACGGAAUGGACCUCCCUGUCACCCAGUUCACCACGAGACUGGCAUUACUUAUCAAAGUGCAAGAAGGCGGAUAAGUCAGUGCUGGGAAGGACAUAACAAAGCUUCUUUGUGUUCUUAUUUUAUGGAAUUCUCCUAUCUACCUCACAAAAUUCUUAUUUCCUUGGUGAGAAGUCCCUCAGGAAUUGACUUCAAGAAUGAACGGUGAUGUCCUCUAGCGCCCUGUAACACCUAGCGCAGCUGCCUGUUCCCAGCCCAAUUUCAAUGUGCUGCAGCUGACUGGGACCUCGUGUUGUCUGCAAUUAGAGUCUGGCAGUAAGCUGACAGUCAGAUAUGACUGUCCAGAAACUGGUAGCCACAGCUGUGUUGGUAGCUCUGGUCUCACUCAUCCUUAACAACGCGGCUGCCUUUACCCCCAACUGGGUGUACCAAACGCUGGAGGACGGGCGCAAGCGCAGUGUGGGGCUCUGGAGGAUGUGCUGGCUGGCAGAGCGGAGCAGAGCGGGUGCAAGCACCAGUGCCAGGCAUGGGCAAGGGGACGAGCAGGAGUGUGAAGCCCUGGGCUGGGGUUCAGAGUCAGCUGGGUUCCAGGAGUCACGCAGCACUGUCAAACUGCAGUUCGACAUGAUGCGUGCCUGCAACCUCAUUGCCACGGUGGCUCUGACUGCCGGCCAGCUCCUCUUCGUCCUGGGGCUGAUGGAGCUCCCCAUCAUCUCCCAGGAUACCCAGUGGUGGGAGGAGGCCAUAGCUGCUGUGUUCCAACUUGCCAGUUUUGUUCUGGUUAUCGGACUGGUGACAUUCUACCGUAUCGGACCAUACACCAACCUCUCGUGGUCCUGCUACCUGAACAUCGGAGCCUGCCUGUUGGCCACCCUGGCAGCUGCCAUUCUAAUCUGGAACAUCCUGCACAGGCGUGAGGACUGCAUGGCGCCCCGUGUCAUCGUCAUCAGCCGCACUCUGACCGCUCGCUUUCGCCAGGGCUUAGAAAAUGACUAUGUUGAGUCACCAUGCUGAAAGAGCACACUUGAAAGGCAGAAGAUAUCCAAGGAGAUCUGCAUUGGAGUUAUUUUCUAUAAAUAUAUGCUAUAAUUUAAGGGUUGAAAGACAUUACAAUGUUCACUUGUGUGGGCAGAGGCCCUCGAUCAUUAUUCAGAUGGGCUCCAUCUAUAUACAUAUGUAUAAAACAUAUAAUUUUAUAUAUAUAUAUAUAAAUAUAUAAAAUAUUAUAUUGCACUCUCCUUCUGCUGUACAGCACAGAAUUGUUGGGCUGGCUGCAUAGCAGCAGGGUCAGCUGGAGAAGAUACCAAGUGUGUGCAAUGAGAAUACAGGAAAGAGGGAACCAAACAUUUUCUCUGUCUGCAUCAAGUUCUUCUGGUCCUCAAAAAUAAAAGAAAAAGCUAUAGGAGACCAAUGACAAUAGCUUGGGAGUUAACAGGCAAUCUGCAAAAACAGAAAACUCACUAUAGAUUAAGUGAUGGGUUUAAAAGCUGUCUAAAUUUCAUGACUUUUAGUCCUUCUCUUCACCUCUCUACAAGAAACGGAUUCUCAUUAGCUGCAACACCUGCUCCCAGUCCCAGACCAAACCAGAAAGUAAAAAGCAAAAGCAACUCUAACUAUUCUUAUGUAAAGAAAGGGUUUGCAGAAGAAUUAAAUUGCAUCUUUUUCAGAUAUUUCUUUUGUAUCCUGAGACACAGGUUUGCGAGCAUCCUAUGCAUAAACAGACAUUAAAAAUGAGAAGGGUUUGCAACUAGAACAUGCUGCUGAAAAAAAUGUUUCAAUAUUACAUUGAGGGAAAAUGUCCACAGGAGACUACCAGAACUCCCCAAUAAUCAGAUAUAUGAUUAAAAUACAUUGUUGGGAAUUAUAAGAAAGAAAUAUUCCAGCCCAAAUUGGUUUAUUUUCUCUUCAGCUAGUUAUAACAUUUGCUGUGGCAUUAGAAUGCAAUGACAGGACACCAGCUCUGCCCAGCAAUGUUCAGAGCCACAUAACACAGGGAAUAUUGGAGAAUAGAGCUGCCACUCAAGCACCCAGACUGGAGAAUAAGACAAAGAUACAGGACUUCAGGACUCUGAGAUUUAAAAACAACCUGCCUGAUAAUACGAUAAUGAAGUGAAAAAUUAAUGCCUUUAGAAUUAGGUAUAAUGUUUCUAAGCCUUACCCUGAGAAACACAUGGCCUCACAAAAGUCAUAUCCAUAUAAUUUUCAGAAAGAAAAACAACAUGUCAAAAACUAUCAUAAAGGAAUAUGUGGAAUACAGGAACCUGAGGCAAUGACAGGUGUGUAAGUGCUCUCAGAAUGCUGCUCUGAGCACAAUUAGUGAUAGGUUUCAGGGACCAUGAGCUGUGAAUGUUACAAAUUCCUUGGGACUGUUGUGUUGCUCUCAGCUGAGUAGACUGCUUUGCUUCUUUAUCACUAUUUCCACACUUUGUUAAAAUGUGAUCAUCAAGCUGGCUCUUGAGUUCUGUUCUGCACUCAGUUUGGAUGUGAUAAGAAACUCAACCCCGACUGCUGCUUUGCACCACGUUCCAAAUGAGCAACACUCCACGGAGACGGAUGCUCUAGAACAACUGCACUGCUCUAGACUGUCAGGGGAAAUACCAUAAAGCUGACAGAGCUUCUUCUAGCAGUAGGUUUAUAAAAACCAACUAAGAUUAGUGUUCAUCUGCCUGCAUUAAUUUUCUGGGGAAAAAAAAAAAUUCCAGAAAUAAUAUGUUAUGAUUAAAUGCAGCGGUUUUUAAAAUAAAAUACUGGAGUACUUUAGAGAUAUUAUAUUAUUUCCUCUAAUAUUGCAAUAUCCAUAUUAUAAUAACAUACAUGUGAAUUUAAAAAUCA
Molecule: messenger RNA, 3174 nt
Organism: Passer montanus (Eurasian tree sparrow)
Lineage: Eukaryota; Metazoa; Chordata; Aves; Passeriformes; Passeridae
Gene: TMEM204
Product: transmembrane protein 204
Exons: 3
Coding region: 676-1356 (226 amino acids)
Source: RefSeq, a predicted model, not a curated record